UGUGAUGUGAGUCACACAUUUGACCAAAACUCUUUAAGCCAUGAGUGUCAUGGUGGGUUUUCACUGCUGUCCUUUCUCUCAGAAGAAAUCAUGGACUUUGCUUAUGUUUACUUUGCAAUUCAAGGAUUUGAUCACCACAUUUUUAAAGCUGCUCUGACUGCGGGUGCUCUGUUUUUAUGCGUGGUGUUUGUUUUUCCCUCUUCCUGUAUAUAAGAAGAAACGGCGGCAGGGCAAAUUCCAGCCCUUCAGAAGACUGUUUGGGAAGAAGAAGAAACGGGAAGCUAAAGGGGGCUUUGAUGGAGCAGAGCUAAAAGCGAGUUUUUCUACUGGGGAAGUAUGCAAUGGAGUUGUUUCUGACGAUGAGGAGCCCAAUCAAAAUCUGAGAGAGUUGAAUCCCAUCGGAUCUCGAGCUCUCUCACACGACAGCAUCUUUAUCCCAGAGGAGCCUGUGACCGAGCCCAGUCUAGACCACACCAUGUCCCAGGAAAACGUCUCUGAUAAAGUUCGGAAUCUGCAGAGGCAGAUAGCACAAAGUAUAAAGUUCGGCCAGAAACCUCCCUCUCUGAGGAGGAGUGAGGGAGAUGAGGGCAGUUCAGAUGAGGAGGAGGUUCCCCAGAGCCCUCUGAAGGUGAUGGCACAGGUGGAAGUAGAGCCAGCAAAAACAGAGCCAAAGCAGGUCCAGGAGACCCAACAAGCAGGAUCGCACAGCACCCCAGUGAAGUCCCUGAGGUCCAAACGAGUUCUUCCACCUACUGGUACGAUCGAGUCUAUCAACCUGGAUGCUGUCCCGCAGUCUGUUCCUCGCUUAGACAACACCGCUGCCAAGCAUAAACUGUCCGUCAAACCGAAAAAUCAGAGGGUUUCCCGCAAACACCGGCGGUUCACACAGGAGAUCCAAGAGGUAUCUAUGCCUGGUGUGCUGCAAGAGGACUUCGAGGCAGCAGGUGUCUCCACAGUUGAUCAGCGCAGGACAUCUGUUGAGGAGUCGCUUGAAAGCUUCAAGAAACAAAGACUCCAUGAGGAGGAAAGACAAGAAACAAAAAAGAAGUUGGAGGAACAGAGGUUCAGACAGGAGGAAGAGGAGAGGAGGAAGAGAGCAGAGGAGCUGAGGCUGCAUGAACUGGAGGAGGAGAGGUGUCGUAAACAGCAGGAGGAGGAGCGCAUCCGUAAAGAUGAGGAAGAAAGAAGGAUUAGGGAGGAGGAAGAGAGAAGGAUUCAGGAGGAGGCAGAGAGAAGGAUUCGGGAGGAAGAGGAGAGAAGGAUCAGGGAAGAGGUAGAAAGGAGGCGGCGAGAGGAGGAAGAGCAGAUGCGGAAAGAGGAAGAGGAAAGGAGGAUGAGAGAAGAACAGGAGCGCCGACAGCGGGAGGAGGAGGAGAGGAGACGACUUGAAGAGCAGAGGAGAAAAGAUGAGGAGAGAAAGAAGCGGGAGGAGGAGGAGGAGGCAAGAAGGCAGGAGGAGCUUGAGGCUGAGCGUCUACGUUUGGAGAAGCUAAGAGAGGAGGAGGAAAGGAAGAAAAAGGAGGAAGCAGAAAAGCAGAGGUUGCAGGAGAUUGAAGAAAAGAAAAAAAUAGAAGCAGAGGAGAGAAUGAGAAAGGAGGAGGAGGAGCAGAGGAGGCUGUCUGUAGAGGAUCCAGAUGGCAGCUCAGAUCCACAGGAGAGGCAGAGGAGAGCUGAGGAGCUGCGCUGGAGAGAGAUGGAGGAGAGACAGAGGCCUUUCUCUUUCAAAGUUUCCUCUGGAGAAAAACAGAUUUUGUUCCAAAAGGUCAACCUGACGCCCGUUACGCCGACCUCCAGCCACCAGAGCAGUGCUGCCGCUGAUCAGAGAGAAGGUGCUAAGGUCUCCUCCUCUGAAGGACCAGACUCCCCCAACUUGCCAACAUCUCCAUAUGUCCCCCACACAGCCAUUCUGGUGACAGGCGCCCAGCUUUGUGGAACAGCUGUCAAUUUGGACCAGAUCAAAGACACCGCCUGCAAGUCUCUGUUGGGUUUAGGAGAGGAUAGAAAGGCCCAGGGAACACCGCCAACCAAGAGCAAGACUUCACCAGACCGCAAGUCUGGCAAAACCAAAUCACUCAAUGAGUCCUCUCCCACUACAGACCAGUCCAGUGCUGACGUCCUGGCAGAGUGGGCUAGUAUCAGAUCGAAGAUAUUCAAGGGGGUAGAAGAAGGAAAGUAUGAAGAGUACCCAGAGUCGAGCAAAAACCAGCCUCAGCCCAGCAGUGAAGAACAGCCUGUGUUCGCCCACACGAACCUCAGGAAGACAAUGUCAGCCAGCGCCAAGUUCUCCAUCACCCCCGCAAAGAAGAAGUUCGGAGAUUCAAACAGAAACUCUGAGGUGUUCACUACAGAUGAGAAAGAAGCAGGAGAGGAAAUUCCUCCAUCUGAUAGCCCUACUGCAUCCUCACCAACACCAACCAGUAAACCUCAGAACAGGACCAGUAAAACUGUCCGUAUUGUAGAAAGAGGGUCAGAGGAAUGUAUGUUUGCCAAAGACCUCCCCUCUUUCCUGGUUCCCAGCCCUGGAGACAAACCUGAGGGGCAAGAAUUGAGGAGCAGGGGACACAGUGAGACAGAGGCACCUGAAAGCAAAGAGGAGGGAGAGGAGCGGGGCUCAGGCAGUGAAGACAAGCCCUCACCUUUUGGCAUUAAGCUGAGGAGGACCAACUACUCCCUCCGCUUUCACAACGAACAGUCCACAGAGAAAAGGAAGAAACGCUACAGUGCAGGAGACAGCUUUGAUGGCGUCCCUUCACCUCUCACCCCCAUCGAGCCAGACUCUGAUGCUUCCUCUGUCUUUUCUGACAGAUCAAGUCCCACAUCGCCUCAGAGAGAUUGUGUGAUCGGCAAAUACUUACAUGCAUGUGCCUCCCCUAUCCCCCGUGCUAAAUCAGUCAAGUCUACCAGCCCGACCGCACACAGUGAAGGCGAAAAGGUGGUUUCAAAGCCACCGCUCUACCGAAGACCAGCCACGUCACCCAAACCUACUGGAGCAACCCCAACACCUCCCCCAUCGCCGUUACCUAAAGUGGUCCAUGGCUCUCCCGGUGAGGCCACAGUUCUGAGAACUGGGGGCGCAGAUUCACCCAGCCAGGAGCAGCCAAACAGGAGCGAGGAACCAUCAGCGGUGGCCCAGUUGCAGAGGAGCAGCCAUGGCCAGAUCCAAGGGGAAGAAGAGCCGAAGGAGAAGAGAUCCUUCUUCCCCUCCAUUAACAUCCCCUGGAGAGAGAAGGUGGACAGAAAGACAGAGCUCAUGAAAAGAGAAAAACCAUCACUACAGAGCAGGCACUCACUCGACAGUGCGAAGGUCCAGGAGAAGGAAGCUGGGCCGUUAUGGAUCACACUGGCGCUGCAGAAGCAGAAGGGUUUCAGGGAGCAGCAGCAGAACCGAGAGGACCGCCGUAGCCAAAGAGAGGCCAAACUGGCAGAAAAACACUCAAAAGAUAGAGACAGCGUUACGCUGGUGAGCCCCACAGAGAGCAGAGGAAGUGGAAGUACCAGUCCCAGCUCUAAACCUCAGACACCAGAGGAGCCCAAGAGACCAGACAGCCUCCUGGGAAGAUUUGAGCGUCGGGACCACCUGAAAAAAGCCAACACUUUACCCAGUUCUGUCACUGUUGAGAUUGCGGACUCUACACCGUCGCCACCUGCUGUCAAGGAGGUGUCAAAGCGCUUCCCCUCCAGUGACUCUCCGCAGGUGUCCACAGAGCCGGCCUGGCUAGCCCUGGCCAAGCGAAAGGCCAAAGCCUGGAGCGACUGUCCUCAGAUCAUCAAAUAACACCAUCAGCAGCAACCCCCUCCCCCAAACCCCAACUCCACACUGGGCUCUGGCCUGCAUCGAGACUGCACACUGCCCCUGAGUCAGCAUUACCUGUCCUCCCCUCCCAAACUCCAGAUGUCAUCACUCAACAUGAAAACUCUCCUGACUGUGAAACAAGUAGAGCCCUCCAUCACCUCGUAACCUCCACCCUACACUGGCUGGUACUAUUAUCAUGUAAAAGUGCGCUUCGCAUUCAAAUACUCCAAUACAAUCGCACAGAUAUAUGUAAACAAUUGUUGCGAGCAUGUGCAUACUGUAUACAAACACACAAAGUAUAUGUACCAAAAGACACAGAUAGAAUGAACAAGUCGCAGUCAGGGACUGCAGUCCUCAGCAGCCAAUCACAACCAUGGCUGGCCAACCCAUUUUUGUUUUUUUAAAAUUUUGUAGCCAACUGUGUCACCGUGGUUGUAAAUACAUAAUUCACUAAACACAAUAUGAGGUGAGACACUUCUGUAUUAGAGGUGAAGCUUUGACGUAUGACAGUGUUUAAUCAACAGAGGGUAACUGUCUGAAUCGUAUUUUAAGGGCUACCAGAAACAAUAACUCGACAUGACCCUGUUGAAUCUGCUUGGUGACAGCUGAUGGAAGUGUUACAGGCGUCUUCUCUGCCGUAUUCUCUUGUUGGUAUUAUUUAUGUGAAGGAACGAAUUUAUCCAUGUUGAAACAAUACUGUAUAUCUCUUCUCUGAGCCUUGUUUGUCAUGUACAAAAGAAGCCUUUUUUCUUUUCUUUUUUUUUUUACUCAUACUCAAAACCUUAGCAUAACAAUGCUCACUGUGUCCGUGACGACUGUGAUAGCUUUCCAAGAAGCUAUUGAACAAUUUGCCAUUAUGAAGUAACUAGAAUCUGUUUGUAAAGCAGCACUAAACAGACUCUGUCAUAUUCACACACGGUGGGUGCACCUAAACACAGCACUGAAGACCACAAGUGUUACUGGGCAUUUACAGUGAACUGCACAUUACACUCACUGCUGUGUGAUGACGUAACUUGGAUUUUUUGCUUUGCUUAUGGAGACAGACACUUCCUGCUUGCUGUAACAUACAAUUCCUGUAACACACUUGUGUUUGUAGGCUUAUGCCAUCACUUCCUCGUAAAUGUGAUAUGAUCUUACAUAAUGUAAGCAUUUCCUCGAUGAAAAGAAAAGAACAAAAAACAAAACUCCAGCAUUCUCAUUUCCUGCCACUCACUUAAUGAUCUGUAUGUAUGUAAGUAUGUACUGUAUGUAAGUCAAAGGCGUUAACAGAGCUUUGGUCAGAAAGAGGCCUGAGUCACUUUGUCAUUUUGUUUCUAACUUUGGUCGUGCACAAUAGUGUAGUGUACGCAGUGUUAUAUGUAACAAAAAAAUGUUUGGUAUUAUUUGCACUUUUUUGUCCC
Scomber scombrus (Atlantic mackerel) is the source of this 5193-nucleotide messenger RNA. It is a transcript of the gene cracd, whose product is annotated as capping protein inhibiting regulator of actin dynamics. Lineage: Eukaryota; Metazoa; Chordata; Actinopteri; Scombriformes; Scombridae. The coding region runs from base 476 to 3775 and encodes 1099 amino acids. Gene Ontology annotation, biological process: negative regulation of barbed-end actin filament capping; maintenance of gastrointestinal epithelium. The record is from RefSeq and is a predicted model, not a curated record. The transcript is spliced from 9 exons.